Molecule: messenger RNA, 441 nt
Organism: Wyeomyia smithii (pitcher-plant mosquito)
Lineage: Eukaryota; Metazoa; Arthropoda; Insecta; Diptera; Culicidae
Product: keratin-associated protein 19-2-like
Exons: 1
Coding region: 1-441 (146 amino acids)
Source: RefSeq, a predicted model, not a curated record
AUGGCAAUCAUCGGAUCGGCCAUUACUCUUCCGCAGAAUGAUAUGUCGACCGCAUUGAAUGACACUGCAUCUUUGAAUAAACCGCUAGAAGCGGUAGCCUCCGAUGAUUCAUCCGUGGGACUAACGGUGGAUGAUGCAGCGGUCGAUCUUGCCCAGGUUAAUGACGCGGACAGUAAUGUCGAGCAAUCGGUUCGUCAGAAGCGUCAGUUCGGAAUUGGAUUAGGCGGACUUGGUGUCGAAUUGGGUCUGGUCGGUGGAACGGGCUUCGGGUAUCCUGGCUAUGGUGGUUAUCCUGGCUAUGGAGGACCUGGCUACGGAUAUGGAGGUUAUGGAGGAUAUGGUGGAUAUGGAGGAUAUGGUGGAUAUAGAGGAUAUGGAGGAUACGGAGGCUAUAGAGGUUACAGAGGAUAUGGUGGAUAUCGUCCUUACCGUAAAUGGUAA